UCUGCCUCACCCGGAAGUGGCUUCUCCUCGCCAGUCGGCCUUUAGCUGCUACUUGAAGUUGAAGACGACACGAUGCUCAACGACAGUGAGCUCGCGACGCUGCGGAAUAGAUUCAAGAGAGAUGCGGAGUUCCUCCUCCAGACGACGGGGAGCGGAGACGAAGAGGAGGCGGAGAACAAGAAGAGCCAGGAGGAAAAAGAUGCUAAACCUCUCCCUCGCAUUAACAGACACUCCCUUUUCUGGAUCGUGGCAUCCAUAGGAGUGACCUACUAUGUGGAUUUCCUCCACAACAUCAUGGAGAAUGAUGAUAUCAAAAGUUGGUGGUUCAAUGUGGGUCUGAUGCUCCUCGGGGUCUGCCUGUCUCUGGCCAUGUUCUGCAUUGUGUACCUGGAGUGGUUCAAAGGCAUCCAGCACUACGACCAGGAGUACCCCGCCGUUCCUCCGCUCACCACUGCAGCCUUCAUAGCUGCGUCCUGCAGGGAAUUCGGCCUCAAAUCACACAAAGGGGCCCAAAACUGCUGCUCCAAAGUUCAUAUUUCCCUUAAAUUGACCCAAAGAGCCUCAAAGCAUAAAAAAACAGUUUUUGCAAUACUCGCAACUUAUGAGGUAAUCAUGAAGUCUUUAUAUCAUAAAUAUCAUCUUCAUCAUCUUCAUCAGACUCACACAGGUGUUUGUUUUUUCUUAGGACUGUGGGAUUUGUGCUUGAUUGACACCUGUCUUACUGUCUGUCUAAUUAACCACAAUAGUGAACAAUCCUGUGAGCGUUCAGCAUUUGAGUGUGUGUGUGUGUGUGUGUGUUGUGUUUGUGUGCGUCUGUCUGUGUGUGUUGUGCGUUCGUUGUGGCCGAAAGUCGACUCUUCUACUUGCUGCUCUUAACCAAUAAAGUGUGAAGCUGUGAAAUGAAAAAACAAUCAAACAAAAUCGUGUGUGUGUGUGUGUGUGUGUGUGUCAUGAGUUGGGUUGAUGCAA
Molecule: messenger RNA, 969 nt
Organism: Cyclopterus lumpus (lumpfish)
Lineage: Eukaryota; Metazoa; Chordata; Actinopteri; Perciformes; Cyclopteridae
Gene: tmem128
Product: transmembrane protein 128
Exons: 4
Coding region: 73-876 (267 amino acids)
Source: RefSeq, a predicted model, not a curated record